Metarhizium brunneum ARSEF 3297 is the source of this 606-nucleotide messenger RNA. NCBI's taxonomy places the organism in Eukaryota, Fungi, Ascomycota, Sordariomycetes, Hypocreales, Clavicipitaceae. The record is from RefSeq and is a predicted model, not a curated record.
AUGGCCUUCAACUUUUGUGACCAAGAUCAUGGCGGCGCGAUUGACGUACUGAUCCACAACGCCAAUGCGUUCGACCAAAGCUACACACUCCUACAGUCCUUCUCAAGUACCGCUGGAUAUCAAAGCCACGGAGGACUUUUUGAUGCUUCAAUUCGUACUGCUAUAUACGGAAACCUCUGGUCCACCAACGCCUUUCUCCCUUUGAUCGAGACGGGGACCGAGAAGAAAGUGGUGCAUAUCUCCACUAUCAUAGCCGACCUCGAUUUCAUAAAGAGUUCUGGUAUUGAAAACGCCCUAGUAUACGCAGUCGCCAAGGCUGGGAUGAAUGUCCAAGUGACCAAGUACGCUGUUGAACUUGCGCCGAGGGGCAUCAAAGUCUUGGCGCUGAGUCCCGGCUGGGUCGAUACUUUUGAAGGAGCAGGUCCGAAGCCGCCCCAGCUUAUCGAAGCCAUCGACAAAAUGCGGGAGCAAUUAAAGAAGCUCCCUCACCCUCUUGAGGGGCCGAUGGAUGUUGAAGAGAGCGUGAAGAUGCAGCUUAAUGUCAUUGAAUCUUUGGAUUUACACACUAGUGGUUCCUUCUUGAGCCAUCUCGGGGCCAAGUACUAG